Messenger RNA from Linum trigynum, 1740 nucleotides. The record is from the annotation of a GenBank genome assembly. Lineage: Eukaryota; Viridiplantae; Streptophyta; Magnoliopsida; Malpighiales; Linaceae.
GUAAAACUUAUGAUUUUCUUUUUCCCUUUCCUUCUUCUGGAGAAUUAGUUUAGGUCCCAUGCAGAAGACCCCAACUACAUGUAUCUUAAAUUGCACUUAAUGGAAAGGAAAAGAAGAAAGAAAGAAGAGGGAAAUAAAUAUACACAGAACGACCUCUAAUUAAUUAAGCAAUUGAUUAGGGAACCGGUAGCAGCUCCAUAAAUGGCGGUCAUCAAGACAUCACUAGCCUAACUCUAGCUACACUUUAAUUUCCCCCCUACCCCCAAAAUCAUUCACUCACUCACUCACUCACUCAUAUCCAGCUAGCCUUUUGCUGCACCGCCCGUCAGUCGCCCAGCCCAGUACAUUAAACUGCUUGCCUUGCUUUCCUAUCCCAAGCUAGCCAACAACAUAACUAUUAUUAGUUAUUAUUAAUAUCACUACUUCCACUAGCUAGCUAGCUAGCAUCUCUUAUUUUUUCCCGUCUGAAAGAAAGAAAGAAAGAAAGAAUGGUUGCAGGGAAGUCGCAGUCGCCGACGUCGUCAUCAGCUUGGUGCGAUGGCAGUGGGUUGAGGAGAGGCCCCUGGAGCUCAGAAGAGGACCAGAAGCUCUUAUCCUACAUCCAGCUUCACGGCCACGGCAGCUGGCGCACUCUUCCCGAAAAAGCUGGUCUUCAGAGAUGUGGGAAAAGUUGCCGGCUGAGAUGGAUCAACUACCUGAGACCGGGCAUCAAGAGAGGCAAGUUCACCCUCCACGAAGAACAAACCAUCAUCCAGCUCCAUGCACUUCUCGGAAACAGGUGGUCGGCCAUCGCAGCGCACUUGCCGAGAAGAACUGACAACGAGAUAAAGAAUCACUGGAACACCCACCUGAAGAAGCGGCUGUCCCUGAUGGGGAUCGAUCCCGCCACCCACAAGCCCAAGGUGCGCCGCCUGGACGGUGGUGACCCCAAGAACGCCUCCACACUCAGCCACAUGGCUCAGUGGGAGACCGCCCGCCUCGAAGCCGAAGCCAGGCUGGUGAGAGAGUCCGAUUCCCUCCGCCAGCUACAGCUGCCAUCUCACUCAUCCUCCACCUCAGCGCCUUCGCUGCCUUCCCACCUUGACCCUCCAAGAUGUUUGGACGUGCUCUCCGCCCGGGCUUUAGGGCUUGGAUCCUGUCUCCAAUCACCCAUCUCCAAGUUCGCGGAUGACAAGAUGCACUAUACCUGCCAUUCUCCCUUCUCCUCCUCCUCCUCAUCAUGGCCAGUGGAAAUAUUUGCUACUACUACAGGUAUCAAGUUAUCCACCAAUAAUAUUACUCAUCACCAACUACCUGGCACCACCGGUAGUCAACAGCAUGAUUUAGAACACCAAGGAACGAUGGCUACUCAUCAUCAUCAUCAUCAUGGUUCCAAUAUUUAUACCGACACCUGGAUUCAUGACCACGACUUAUCUAUCAAUUUCUUAGAUUCCGCUUCUACUGCCUGGCCUCCCAUGGAUUAAUCAUAUCAUCUUGCCUACCGACCAAUAUUCUGCAACCCAUAUAUAUGUUUCUCUUCGUUCCGUUUCUUUUCUUCUUUUUUCAUUAUCCUGUUUACAUUUUUUUUUGAGUAAUGUAAUGUAGUCAUUGGUGAAUCCUCGCCAUGAACAACAUGAUCAAUUCAGUGUCUGUAUGUUAAUUGCUGUAUCCCUGUGUAAAAUGUGUGCUUCUAGUUAUCCCAAAAAGAACAAAUGUACGCUUCUUCCAAUAGUGUUCAUAUAAUUAAUGCUGUUCAGGAAA